AGGAGAAGAGGAAGAAGUAAAGGAGGAAACAGAGGGAGAGGUUGUAGUUGUGUGGUGGAUCAUGCGUCCACCGAGUUGAUAAUUAAUUGUCCUGCCUGACGUUUGUAAGCUGACCAAACAGGAUCCGUGGGAGCUGAAAGACAAGCAGAGCAGGAGCACCACUUGGCACAGCAGCGUUAACUUAACUAGUGUCUGCUGCCAAAAUGUCUGAAGGAGGCUCUUUCGUGAAGGGGAUGGUCAUGGGAGGCCUCUUCUGCUUGGUGCUGUCGCUCCUGGGUAGUUUCAGCCCCAGCACAGAGUCCAGGACAGAGGACCCCCAUCAUCAUCAUCACGUCAAGGCCCCGAGCAAAGACGAGUUGAAACGCCUCUCCGACAGCGAGGUGCAGGAGUUGACCAAUCAAGUCCAGGUUUAUUGCAUCAUCAUGGUCCAGCCCAAGAUCCUUGUUUACUGGGCGACAGCUAUGGACACAUGGAGCAAACACUGUGACAAAGCUGUGUUUUACACUUCUGAGUCCUCUAAGGCACUUGAGGCGGUAGACCUGAAUGAAAAAGAUGACUGGGCGAGGUUGCGUAAAGCUCUGAAGCAUGCUUAUGAGAAUGCCGGAGACCUGCGUUGGUUCUUUGUGGCGCAACCCACAACGUUUGCCAUCAUCGAGAACCUCAAAUACCUGGUGCUCGCAAAGGAUCCCAGUCAGCCAUUCUACCUGGGCAACGCUAUGAAGUCAGGGGAGCUUGAGUAUGUGGCGUAUGAUAGUGGUAUUGUUCUAAGCUAUGAAGCUCUGAGAAGGCUGGUGCAUGUGUUCCAGGAUCAGGACAAAUGUCCAGAGAGAGGACGAGCCCUGUGGAAGCUGAGUGAGGACAAGCAGCUGGCCGUGUGUCUCAAAUAUACAGGUGUGUUCGCAGAGAACGGAGAAGAUGCACACGGAAAGGGCCUGUUCAACAGCAAGAGUGUCGAUAGCCUGAUAACGGACAGCAUGAAGGACAACCCCACUAAUGUGGUGGAGGGCUGCUGCUCCGACUUGGCAGUCACAUUCAGUGGGAUGUCACCGAAUCAGAUGCAGGUUAUGAUGUUUGGAGUUUACAGACUCCGUCCUUACGGGCACGAUUUUCAUGACUCGUUAGUAUUUUACCCUCCUGAAGGUUCAGACAAUGACUAGAGACUCAUUCCUUCAAGCUGGGUGGUGCAUUUUAAACUUUUUGCAUCUGUGAUGGCAAAACUAAGUUUGGGGAGAUGGUUUUCUUAUUGUGUUUGUGAAACUUGAUCCUGUGGGUGGGGAUAAACACUUUUAUGUAUAUUUGUACCUUUUGCACUUGGCACAAUCAGCACCCCAUUUCUUUGUGGUGUCGGUAAACAGAGUCGAUGGAUGUGCUGUCCUUUUGAAUGAAGAUACAACUGGGAAAUAUAUCCAACUUGUGACAUAAGACAAGAUUAUCUAGAAGUUUUGGUUAUUGUUGUAUUGUUAUGUAUCUUAAAUGUUUGUUUUCUUUGUGGUCUUAAAGCUGCAUUAGUUAUUUAGUGAUACACUGUUAUAAAAUUAUUUAACUGUUCAAAAAGCUUGGCCCUUGUAACCACAUUUUGAAUUUCCUUUUCUUUUUUCUCUGAGACUACAGCUCCCGACUUAUUUAAAUAUUGUGCUGCAGCACCAGUAAUCAAUAUUGAAUCAAACAUGUCCUAGCCUGGCCCAGCUCUAAAUGAAAUGCAUUUCUUGCCACGUUAUGUUUGGUUAUGACCACAUAUGAAGAAUUGGCCUUCACAGCUAAAUUAAGCAGUGAGUGAAGUAGAUUUCUUCAGUCACACAUUUAAAAAGAAAAAAAGAUUACAAAAACAAAAAACCAGUGGAAGUGUCAUUGUUCCACUGACAUUUUAAAAAUACAUUGUGUUGGACUGAUCAUAUGACUCCUUUUAAAAAAAAAAAAAAAAAAAACGAAUGGAAAAUAAAAAUAAAUAAAAUUAAUCAUCGAUUAAAUUUAAUGUGGUUUGUGGUGUUGAUUGACUAUUACAGGGUGGGAAUGAGGAUGAAAAUUGUACAGAAGUUGUUAAUGGUGUUUAUCUUGUUAAGCAUACUGUGAAUGUUUGGUUUUUUUGGUCAAGGGAAAUUUUUGUACAGUUAAAGGACUGCUUUGUUACAGUGAACAGUUUUUAAAAGGGAAUGUACUCUUAUAACAAUACAUUACAAUACAUUAUUGUUGUCACUGAUGCCCUGGUACUAUUAAAAUAUGUUGUCUGAUCAUAUCAAAGGUUGUUAACACAACUGAACUCGAGGAACCAUUACAUUACCCUCACUGAUACAAAAGGGAUUGACAAAAUACUAAAGACACCUAGUAUAACAGUACUCUACCCCCUAAAGGACAGUAAAGUUGAAUCAACACCUCCAUAAAGCAGUUUCAACACAAACUGAGCGUUGUAACCUUCAUGAAAGUGGGACGUAUUGCAGAACUGUUGCAUUAGACUGCAUUAGUUUUAGCUAAGUGUAUCUAACAAACUGGCAACUGAGUGUUUACUAGAGAGUACCUAUAAUGUCCACCGGUUUAAGCUGUCAGUCGUCACACUGUUUUUCUUUAUUCACUAAAUACUAAAGCAGAAUAACCAGUCUUAAACUGGAAGCACGUCACCGUCCAGCCACUCCCUCAGUCAGUAUGCAAACAUCCUGUGCUGUUGAAGGAAGAGGCCCUAACUGAAAACUACUCAAUGCACACAGAUCUGAUCAUUAAGAUUAGCCUGAACUGUUGAACUGGGCAUUUUUGUCACGUCUAUCAUUUGAUAUAAACAGGCAACUCAGUAAUUGGAUCCAAUGCAAAAUACCAAAUGAGAAAUGGGUUUAAAGCAAGAUG
Messenger RNA from Toxotes jaculatrix (banded archerfish), 2832 nucleotides. It is a transcript of the gene c1galt1c1, whose product is annotated as C1GALT1-specific chaperone 1. The coding region runs from base 204 to 1157 and encodes 317 amino acids. The transcript is spliced from 2 exons. Gene Ontology annotation, molecular function: N-acetylgalactosaminide beta-1,3-galactosyltransferase activity. NCBI's taxonomy places the organism in Eukaryota, Metazoa, Chordata, Actinopteri, Toxotidae. The record is from RefSeq and is a predicted model, not a curated record.